Messenger RNA from Dibothriocephalus latus, 525 nucleotides. NCBI's taxonomy places the organism in Eukaryota, Metazoa, Platyhelminthes, Cestoda, Diphyllobothriidea, Diphyllobothriidae. The record is from the annotation of a GenBank genome assembly.
AUGCGGGCACCAGAUAAGCUCGUCAUAUUCACGCCGCAUUCGCUUGUACAAGAUAAGCGUCUGAAUGGAGUCCGCUCUGACGAUCGACUCAAACACUUUGUCGACCUACUGGCCUCUCGAGCUCAAACGGACCUGCAUGUGCCCUGCACUGUAAUAAAGGCCACAGAAGAAGAGGAACGCCACAAAUCCUUCGAAAAUCUUCAAAAGUUCCUGGCCGGUGCCAAUGCGGCUAUUCUAGUGCUCUCCGGAGACCAGGCACACAUCCUGGAUAGCCUCUAUCCUCUAAUGCUUGUUUUUCUGACAGUCAAUCCACAAUGGAGAAAGCAGAUGCUUAUUGUCUUCCUGGGUGACCCCAUAAGGAUGGAGAAAUUUGAGCCUUCUAUCUUAACAACUGAACCAAUAAUAUUUCAGCGGAUCUCUACUAACGACUGGGCCGAAGACAAGCAAAAAUGGACAGAAUUAAUGAAGAAUAUAAGCGGUGAGCGUCUUCUUUGCUUAUUUGGACUGUCUGCUAUUCUUCUGUGA